UGGAACAUUUAUAUGUAGCAUAACUUUUUCUGUAGCUCUCCCCUUUCGUACUGUUUCCUUCAAGAUCAAAGAAAAUGAAAUCCACAUUUGAGCCUGAAUAUUGUCGAUCAAGUGAACUAAAAGCUUUCGAUGAUACCAAAGCCGGUGUUAAAGGACUCGUCGAUGCCGGAAUUACCAAAAUCCCUCGAAUUUUCCAUCAACCUCCGAAUGCCUUGCACAAUAUUUCUGAUACUAAUACAAAUUUCAGUUUUCCUAUCAUAGAUCUCCAAGGUGUCGAAAAUAGUGCAGAUUCGCGCAAGGAGAUUAUCGAAAAAGUACGAGACGCAUCAGAAACUUGGGGAUUUUUCCAAGUUGUUAAUCAUGGGAUUCCUAUCAAUGUUCUUGAGGAGAUGAAAAAUGGAGUUCAUCGAUUUCACGAGCAAGAUUCCAAGCUGAAAAAAGGAUACUAUUCUCGCGUUUUAACUGAAAAGGUAGUUUAUUACAGCAAUUUUGAUUUGUAUAGUUCACCAGCAGCUAAUUGGAGAGAUACGUUGGCUAUUCAGAUGGUUCCUCAUCCUCCAAAACCUGAAGAGAUUCCAGAAACUUGCAGAGAUAUAUUGAUGGAGUACUCCAAGGAAAUGAUGAACUUGGGAAAUUUAAUGUUUGAAUUAUUAUCAGAAGCUUUAGGUUUAAAACCUAACCACUUGAAAGAAAUGGAGUGUGACAAAGGUCUUCUUGUUUUGACCCAUUACUACCCACCGUGCCCUGAGCCGGAACUAACCUUAGGCACAACCCAGCAUGCCGAUAAUGACUUCCUCACUCUGCUUCUUCAAGAUCAUAUCGGCGGCUUACAAGUCCUCCAUCAGAAUCACUGGAUUGAUGUUCCUCCCAUGCCUGGUGCCAUAGUGGUUAACAUCGGAGAUCUUCUACAGCUCAUAUCAAAUGACAAAUUUAAGAGCAGUGAGCAUAGAGUGUUGGCGAACUGUGAAGAAGAAGCAAGAGUAUCGGUGGCAUGCUUUUUCAGCACAGCUUUAUUGUCUGUGCCAAAACUUUAUGGACCGAUCAAGGAGCUAUUAUCGGAAGAUAAUCCUCCGAAAUACAGAGAAACUACAGUUAAAGAAUAUGCUGCUCACUUUAAUGCUAAAGGCCUUGAUGGAACUUCUGCUCUGCUUCAUUUCAAACUUUAAAAAUUAGCAGUCAGUCAACAUGUAUAUUGAGCUGGUCUAAUAAAGUAAGUUCAUGAAAUUGUAUUAUGCCUUAUGAAUUUGUAAGCAAGAAAUACAAAAACAUGGAAGAAUAUGCUUUUUUUUUC
Messenger RNA from Mercurialis annua (annual mercury), 1291 nucleotides. Its product is annotated as 1-aminocyclopropane-1-carboxylate oxidase homolog 1-like. Lineage: Eukaryota; Viridiplantae; Streptophyta; Magnoliopsida; Malpighiales; Euphorbiaceae. The coding region runs from base 75 to 1166 and encodes 363 amino acids. The record is from RefSeq and is a predicted model, not a curated record. The transcript is spliced from 3 exons.